AUGAUGUCUCUGUCGAGGACAGUCGCUCCCCGAGCGCUACGAGCGUCAACCAUCCUCCCAAACUCGCUCAUCCGCGCCGCCCCAGCCGCUUCCAUCUCCUCGACCUCUUCGAACCCCGCCACCUCGGUUGUCUCGCAGGCACCCACCCCAAGCGGCGAUGCGUCGCGACUCCCCGUCACCGGCGGUAUUCGUCGUGAAGUGCCCCUCCCGUCGCAAGAUCAGAAGAAAGGAGCCAUGCAAUUCGCCCUCACCACACUAGAUCAGAUCGCAAACUGGGCUCGUCAGGGUUCACUGUGGCCCCUCACCUUCGGUCUCGCGUGUUGCGCCGUCGAAAUGAUGCACCUCUCCACCCCGCGAUAUGACCAGGAUCGUCUGGGAAUCAUCUUCCGCGCGUCGCCCAGACAAAGCGACGUAAUGAUUGUGGCGGGAACACUCACCAACAAGAUGGCCCCCGCGCUGAGACAGGUGUACGACCAGAUGCCGGAGCCUAGAUGGGUGAUCUCCAUGGGAUCCUGUGCCAACGGUGGAGGUUACUAUCACUACAGUUACAGUGUGACGAGGGGCUGUGAUCGCAUUGUUCCUGUGGACAUUUAUGUGCCGGGGUGUCCACCCACGAGUGAGGCGUUGAUGUACGGCAUCUUUCAAUUGCAGAAAAAGAUGAGACAUACACAGAUCACGAGACUGUGGUACAGAAAGUAA
Fonsecaea multimorphosa CBS 102226 is the source of this 699-nucleotide messenger RNA. RefSeq names its product NADH-ubiquinone oxidoreductase 19.3 kDa subunit, mitochondrial. Gene Ontology annotation, biological process: aerobic respiration; mitochondrial respiratory chain complex I assembly; electron transport coupled proton transport. The record is from RefSeq and is a predicted model, not a curated record. Lineage: Eukaryota; Fungi; Ascomycota; Eurotiomycetes; Chaetothyriales; Herpotrichiellaceae. The transcript has 3 exons. The coding region runs from base 1 to 699 and encodes 232 amino acids. Gene Ontology annotation, molecular function: 4 iron, 4 sulfur cluster binding; quinone binding; NADH dehydrogenase (ubiquinone) activity.